UUCCUACCCAUCGAAGGCUUUUGUUCCUUGGCCCUAUAAAUGAAACCCUAAUUCCAUCCCCUUCUCCUCACAAUUAACAAAUUCAGCAUUCUCUCUGAUUCCUAAUAUCCUCUCUGAGAAUCCUCAAGAUGCAGAUCUUCGUCAAGACUCUUACCGGAAAGACAAUCACUCUCGAAGUAGAGAGCUCCGACACCAUCGACAAUGUCAAGGCCAAAAUCCAAGACAAGGAAGGAAUCCCCCCAGACCAACAAAGGCUUAUCUUCGCCGGAAAACAACUUGAAGACGGCAGAACCCUCGCUGACUACAACAUCCAGAAGGAAUCCACACUUCACCUUGUUCUCCGAUUGAGGGGAGGUAUGCAGAUCUUUGUUAAAACGCUCACCGGAAAGACAAUCACUCUUGAAGUAGAGAGUUCUGACAUGAUCGACAAUGUCAAAGCUAAAAUCCAAGACAAAGAAGGUAUUCCACCAGACCAGCAGAGGCUGAUCUUCGCCGGAAAGCAACUCGAAGAUGGCAGAACCUUGGCGGAUUACAACAUCCAGAAGGAGUCCACUCUUCAUCUGGUCCUCCGUCUCCGUGGAGGUAUGCAGAUCUUUGUGAAGACAUUGACCGGCAAGACGAUCACUUUGGAGGUUGAAAGUUCCGACACCAUUGACAAUGUCAAAGCAAAGAUCCAGGAUAAGGAGGGCAUCCCACCGGACCAGCAGAGGUUGAUCUUUGCCGGCAAGCAGCUUGAAGACGGCAGAACCCUAGCCGACUACAACAUCCAGAAGGAGUCUACACUCCAUUUGGUCCUCCGUCUCCGUGGUGGUAUGCAGAUCUUUGUUAAGACGUUGACUGGAAAGACCAUCACUCUUGAAGUUGAGAGCUCGGAUACGAUUGACAAUGUCAAGGCAAAGAUUCAAGAUAAAGAAGGGAUCCCACCAGACCAACAGAGGCUGAUCUUUGCCGGUAAACAGCUGGAAGAUGGGCGGACUUUGGCGGAUUAUAACAUUCAGAAGAUCUACGCUUCAUUUGGUGCUGAGGUUGAGAGGUGGGAUGCAAUUUUUGUCAAGACUUUGACCGGGAAGACGAUCACUUUGGAGGUAGAGAGUUCUGAUACAGUUGAUAAUGUCAAGGCGAAGAUUCAAGACAAGGAGGGUAUUCCACCAGACCAGCAGAGGUUGAUCUUUGCCGGUAAACAGUUGGAAGACGGUCGCACACUUGCAGAUUAUAACAUUCAGAAGGAAUCAACCCUUCACCUUGUUCUUCGUCUUCGUGGUGGGUGUUAAGGAUCCCUAGUUGGAAUGUGUUGUGGUUUUUAGGGUUGGUGUUUGUUUGACUUGAAUUUGUGAUGUGGUUUAAUGUCAUGGAAUGAACGGUGCUUUGUUUCUUUUUCAUACUCUUUAUAACAUGAAUCAUGUUUUUGGUUGCAA
Helianthus annuus (common sunflower) is the source of this 1415-nucleotide messenger RNA. Its product is annotated as polyubiquitin 11. Gene Ontology annotation, molecular function: protein tag activity; ubiquitin protein ligase binding. NCBI's taxonomy places the organism in Eukaryota, Viridiplantae, Streptophyta, Magnoliopsida, Asterales, Asteraceae. The record is from RefSeq and is a predicted model, not a curated record. Gene Ontology annotation, cellular component: nucleus; cytoplasm. Gene Ontology annotation, biological process: modification-dependent protein catabolic process; protein ubiquitination.